CCCCGCACCCUCCCAGUCCCGUCGCCCUCCCGCUGCUACGCUCUUUCCUCCCUUUCUCUUGUCGCUGUGCCCCCAAUGGCACAGUUUCCUUCUCUCAGUCAGAUUCUUAUUUCUUCCCCGCGCUCCUCCGUGUUGCUUUUCGAGGGCGAUCCUGAAACAUUUCCUUCCUUUACAACACUUUAUUUGUAUCGUCCCUCUUCCUUUCUUCCUUCGCCAGAAGGAAGUCUUUGUCAGGAUUCUGUGGCACAGGUGUUAGGGAAUUGAGUUUUUUAAGGCGGUCGUUUGAAGAUUUUGAGCUUUUCCUCUCUCCUAACCAGGAGUCAUAGAUGCCAAGAAGUAUGGCCCCCCUCAAGAAGCCUCGAAAUACCACAAAGUUGCCCCUGGCUUUAAACCCCUUGAAGAGCAAGGACGUGUUGGCAGUGCUGGCUGAGAGGAACCAGGCCAUAGCACCCGUUGGGGCCUGGGUGGAGCCUGCCCCGCCAGAUAGUUCAGAAGUCCCGGCAGCUACUUCAGCAUAUAUAAUUGAAGAAGAACUGAAGGAGCAGCUAAGAAAGAAACAAGAAGCUCUGAAGCGUUUUCAGAGACAAGUCAAAAGCCGAGUAAAUCAGCAAGUUCGGCUGAGAAAAAAGCAACAACUUCAGAGGUCUUAUGAAGCUGCAGAGAAAGAAGGCUCUAUAGCCAUGCACUCUUCAGAUCUUGCACACUUAACUCCUAAAAGAACAAGCGUUUUUCCAAGCAAUUUGAAUGCUGCUAUUGGAAGUGCCAGAUUGCCUCCUCCCCAGAUGCUUGAGGGUGGAAUAGAAGACAGAGAGAAUCAGUAUGAACUGUUCCAACAACAAGCCCAGGCUCUUAGUCAAAGCAUGAAAGAAGCACGUCAUCAGCUGGCAUCAUUUAAAACUGUGAAUCAGAAAGAUGCACCAGAGUUUCCAGAUGAUAUAAAGAAAAGCUUUCCCACCCAGGAGAAAGCACUUUGUAGGAAGCCAUCAUUUACCAGGAUAAAUAUAGGCAUAAGAGGAGAACUGCCCUUGGAGAUCCAUCAAGGUCUUUUAACUCCUGCAGAUUACCAGAAAUUUAUGGAUGAUCAGGAACCUGAGGAAUCUUCAUCUGUUAUGAUAGAUAAGAAAGGGAAAAAGCAUUUGUCUUGGGGGGACCAGGAGGAUCUCUUUUCUGAAGACAAAGAUAUACCUUUCAGCAGAGUUCAGAAAGUACAGUUCAAAACCCCACUAUUUGAUGUGAUGGAAGAGGAAGAAGUAAAGCAGUUACAUCAGGACGUCUUGCCGGAAGCCCAGGAUUAUCUUCCAGAAGCCCAGGGGGAUUUGACAAGUGUCCUCGAUGCUGAGUGGGAAGCCCAGCGCUGUGAGCCGAGGCUCAGUACCCGGCAUAUCGAUCUGGAAGGCCACACUGUUGAGCCCAAAGCCCAGGCCGUUAAGACAAAAGCUAAGAGUGUUACGCUGAAAGACCAGACUAUUGGAUUAGAAGAUGGGGAUAUUGCCUUGGAAGUACAAGAUUUUCCACUCCGAAAUCAGACUUUUCUACCCACAGAUCAGCACAUUCUCCCCAAAGACCAGAAUGUUCUACCCAAAUGUCAGGACCAGGAUUUUCUACCCAAAGACCAAGAUUUUCUACCCAAAGACCAGGGUGUUUUACCCAGAGACCAGUGUGUUCUCCCCAAAGACCAGAAUAUUCAACACAAAUGUCAGGACCAGGAUUUUCUACCCAGCAAUCAGAAGGUAUGCUUCAAGGAGACAUAUUGUGAUAUGAUGAGUGAGAAGAGAAAAGACUUUUCUCUGGCAAGUUAUCAGUAUCUGCCUCCUAAACUUCAGGACCAGGCCUCCAUCAGAGAUCAGAGCAAGUGUGUUAAGCAACCCUCAUGUUUCAAGAAAUGGGAGCUUGGAAGAGGAAUUGCUUCUGGAGUGUGGUUGCACAGGAACUACGGGCAGGCCUCGCAUAAUGUGACAGAUGAGAAAUGGAGAAAGGAGCUAUUUCUGGAGCGCUGUGAAUGUGUCAUUCGUGACAUCCAGGAGCCAGUCUCUGCCAGAGAGCAGAGCUUAUGCUCCAUACAGCAACCAUCUGCUGAAACAGCUGAAAGAUGGCAGGAAGAUUUGCUUCUGGAUGGCCAUCAGCAUCUUGCACCCAAGCAGCAGAGAGAGGCUUCCGGCAGAAGACAGGUUGGUGAUGAGUAUCAAUCAAGAUUGAACACUGAAUUUCAAACUCCCCUGGCACUUCAGUCUGGAGUAAGUCAAGAGGAAGACAAGAAAGAGCGUCAAAAGCAAUACCUGAGGUAUAGACGACUUUUCAUGGAUAUUGAAAGAGAACAAGUGAAAGAACAACAAAGGCAAAAAGAACAUAAGAAGAAAAUUGAAAAAAUUAAGAAAAAGAAAGAGCAGCAACGUUAUGCUGAAGAACAGAGGAUAUUAAGAAUGAAAUCCCAUGAAGAACCAUGUUCAGAGGAGAAGAUGAGUGAUAUAUUAGCCCAACUACAGCUUGAGGAAAUAAAAGGAGCCAGAGAAAAACAACAGCAGAAAGAAAAAGAAUACCAAAGAUAUGUAGAAGCUUUAAGAGCCCAGAUCCAGGAGAAAAUGCGGCUAUAUAAUAUUACUUUACCUCCACUCUGCUGCUGUGGUCCUGAUUUUUGGGAUGCUCAUCCUGAUACCUGUGCCAACAAUUGUAUUUUCUAUAAAAACCACAAAGCGUAUACCCGGGCACUACAUUCAGUCAUCAAUUCCUGUGACAUCCCUGAGGGGAACUCAGAUCUUCGAGUUGCCAUUCAUAAUUUUGCUUCUGCACAUAGACGGACUUUGAAAAACCUGUAAUAAGAAUCUGAAAUCAACUGUUAGUAU
Messenger RNA from Cervus elaphus (red deer), 2840 nucleotides. It is a transcript of the gene CCDC15, whose product is annotated as coiled-coil domain containing 15. Bases 327 to 2813 code for a protein of 828 amino acids. Gene Ontology annotation, cellular component: centrosome. The transcript has 16 exons. The record is from RefSeq and is a predicted model, not a curated record. NCBI's taxonomy places the organism in Eukaryota, Metazoa, Chordata, Mammalia, Artiodactyla, Cervidae.